Messenger RNA from Hyposmocoma kahamanoa, 1415 nucleotides. Its product is annotated as dipeptidyl peptidase 9-like. Gene Ontology annotation, biological process: proteolysis. The transcript has 9 exons. Gene Ontology annotation, molecular function: serine-type peptidase activity; dipeptidyl-peptidase activity. The record is from RefSeq and is a predicted model, not a curated record. The annotation marks the transcript as partial. Lineage: Eukaryota; Metazoa; Arthropoda; Insecta; Lepidoptera; Cosmopterigidae.
GUAGACGAAUCCCGAAACCUAGUAUACUUCGUUGGUCUCCGCGAAACACCCUUAGAGCGGCAUCUCUACGUGGCUCCUAUCUGCCCCCCACGGCCACACCAGGUUGCCCUGCUUACCACCACUGGGCACUCGUGUACUGUUGAUAUUGAUCAAGAUUGUACAGUCGCUGUGAUAACAACAUCGAACAUAGGAAGCGUGCCCGUGACGCGCGUUUUUCGUUUGAUUCAUUCACCGCAGCCGCAGCUACUUGCGCACGGGACGCUUAUGGAACGCACACCUUCAGAAACUUCAGACACGCGUAGUUUCAAUGGUUCAUGGGACAGUCGGUCGACAGAUGAAGACUGUGUUGAGGCUACACUACUUGUAAGAGAACGCUCCCUCAGCGCUUUGGAAGUACCUCCACCACAAAUAUACUCCUGCAGGCUCUCGUGCGGAGCGCUAGCGUACUGCACGCUAUGGCGCUGCGCGAACGGGCCGUCCAGGGCCCCUACAGUGUUACAUGUUUAUGGGGGACCCGAAGUUCAGACUGUCACCAAUAGCUACAAGGGCAUCCGUCAACUGCGCAUGCACAUGCUAGCGGCUCGGGGCUUCAACGUAGUUGCAGUAGAUUCCCGUGGAUCUAAACACAGGGGCCGCGCUUGGGAGGCGGCUAUCAAGGGCAAGCUUGGACAAGUCGAGCUUGACGACCAGGUGGAGGUGUUACAGUGGCUGGCAAAGGAAACUGGUUGUAUAGACAUGGAGAGAGUCGCUAUACAUGGUUGGAGUUAUGGUGGCUACCUCUCACUGCUAGGCCUAGCGACAAGGCCGAAUAUCUUCAGAGUAUGCGUCGCAGGCGCACCCGUAACUUGUUGGCGGUUGUACGACACAGCGUACACUGAACGCUACAUGGGAUUGCCCCACCAUCAUCACCAUGCGUAUACGAGAGCUAGUGUAUUGGCCCACGCACCCUUUUUCCCCGACCAAGAAGGCCGGCUGCUAAUUAUCCACGGUCUGGCAGACGAGAAUGUGCAUUUCUGCCACACAGCCGCGCUGCUCGCCGAGCUUGUUCGCCUCGGCAAGCCGCAUCGAGUGCAGGUGUAUCCAGGCGAACGGCACUCACUACGGGCGAUGCAUGCAGCGAAACACUACGAAGCGACUCUACUACAUUUCUUACACGAAAAUUUGUAAAUAUUAUCUUAACGCAAUCCCAUCAAAGAUAUAACGAAAAGGUCAACAUUAUUACAGAUGCUGGUCGAAUUUAUUGACACCUGCUUCUUACAAUAUCAAAUUUAAAAUAUCUUUUGUUGAUUGGUAAGCAAAUUCAAAUUGGAAUCGUCAAAUUAAUCACUACUAUCGAUUUGAACUUUGUAUAUAGAUAUUUUUUUUACACUUAUAAUGAAAUAUUUUAUUUAGAGUAAGAGCGCCUUCAAAUUGAG